This is a messenger RNA of Dovyalis caffra, 498 nucleotides long. The record is from the annotation of a GenBank genome assembly. NCBI's taxonomy places the organism in Eukaryota, Viridiplantae, Streptophyta, Magnoliopsida, Malpighiales, Salicaceae.
AUGGGCGAUCCAGAAAUACCACCACUUGUUAAACAGAUUGUUCGAGGUCUCAGAGGCUUAGCUUUUUGUUCAACUAUUCUUGCAACUGCUUUCAUGGCUGCAAGCCAUGAAAGAGCUACCUUCCCUACUUUCGAUUACCAAGUAGACUAUAAAGGCCUCAUGUUCUUCAAGGCCUUUUUGGGUGCAAACAUUGCUGCAACCCUUUACAGCCUUUUCUUUGCAUGCCUUCCUCCCAAGAGCUUGCUCUGGCGAUUGGCCAUAGUUUUAGAUGUGAUCAUGUUUGGGCUCCUUGUUUCAAUGGAUUCAGUAGCUGUAGCAGCUGCUUAUCUGCACAAGAACGGAGAUUCUCAAGCAUAUUGGUCACCAAUCUGUAGCCAAGCGCCCACUUACUGUUAUCGCGUAAUUUCAGCUAUAUCUGCUGGCUUCUGCGGAGUCUUCAUGUUCCUGCUCAUCAUCAUCUAUUCCAUCUCUGUUAUCCUAAAUCCUCUUCUCGUCUAG